Messenger RNA from Nematostella vectensis (starlet sea anemone), 1041 nucleotides. RefSeq lists its product as uncharacterized. Bases 189 to 953 code for a protein of 254 amino acids. The transcript is spliced from 2 exons. The record is from RefSeq and is a predicted model, not a curated record. NCBI's taxonomy places the organism in Eukaryota, Metazoa, Cnidaria, Anthozoa, Actiniaria, Edwardsiidae.
GCGUUAAUCGCAACAAUGCGUUAGAAUUGAACCAUCGCUUUGAACAAAUCAAAGAGUACGUCGACCAGCGAGUGAUCCAAUUAUAUGUUGAUGGCCUCAACAGUAAUUACAGAACGCUCGCCACCCAAUGGAAAAACUGUCUGACCGACCGACGUUUACUGCAAUGUCAGAGGCAAGUACUUCGCAGAAUGGAAGCCGAAGGGACGGAGAAGUAUAUUUUGAAAGAUUUCAAGUCCGAAAGUGAACAAUCGUACCAGGAGACCACAAAGAAACUUGAAGCGUCCUUGAUUGUUUUCCGAAAUUUCGCCAGCACCCAUUUGUAUGCGCUUAGAACGGCAGCGAACUGCCUGAAUGUAGAUGACCCCUCAGCAUCGGCCGAGGAAAAGGCGGAGAGAAAACAAGACUUGAGAGAUACUUUGGAAGACAUUAAGAGAUACGGCAAGAUGUACCAUGAAUAUGCAGGACAGGCAUAUAUGGAAAUAAAACAGAAACAGAGGGAAUACCACCAGAACAGCAUCAAAAGUUUUCAUGAUGAAGCACAAGAAAAGUCAAAAUCAGAAUGGUUUGGAAACAGUUGCUCUUUCAUGUAUUGCUAUAAAGUUUGGUUGACGCUCACAAUCCAUCCCAAGUGCACCACCAUGUCAGUUGAUGGCCAGCAUUCCUGCAUGGUCACCAGGGAAACCAGCCGUUACGAUAAAGCUACGCGCGGGUUUAUGUAUAAAAAUUUUAAAUCAGAGCUCCAGAAUUCUGUCAGAGCAGCCGCUAAACAGAUCUGCAAGUCUUCCCUUGUCAACUUCAUGAAAGAUUUGGAGACCUACUGGCAAACGGAGUUGGUGAACACCGCUGGCCUGUGGAAACAAGCGUCUGAGGUGGCAGCCGCUGAGCUAAAAAGUAUGGCCAGACAAAAAGAUUCGUCCGGAAAUGAUGAGUCCGGAGACCAACAGGAAUACUAGUUGCUUGAAAGAACCUCUCCGUAAAGGGGUACACUUCUGUAAAGACACGCAUUUGCAUUGUCCAAGGAAUAAAAGAUAUUCAAGCUGC